Exophiala aquamarina CBS 119918 is the source of this 816-nucleotide messenger RNA. RefSeq lists its product as uncharacterized. Gene Ontology annotation, biological process: poly(A)-dependent snoRNA 3'-end processing; U4 snRNA 3'-end processing; nuclear mRNA surveillance. Gene Ontology annotation, cellular component: cytoplasmic exosome (RNase complex); nucleolus; nuclear exosome (RNase complex). The record is from RefSeq and is a predicted model, not a curated record. Lineage: Eukaryota; Fungi; Ascomycota; Eurotiomycetes; Chaetothyriales; Herpotrichiellaceae. The transcript has a single exon. The coding region runs from base 1 to 816 and encodes 271 amino acids.
AUGGUCUUCCCCCUUGUGAAUGGGCCACCCCAGGCCGCACUACGUACACUAUCGAAUGCAGAUGGCUCAGCAACAUACACUGAACCUGGGAGCACUUACAAAAUUAUAGCCGGUGUCAACUAUCCGGUGGAAGUGCCCUACAGAAGCGAUGAGAUUCCGGAGUCUACUUUCAUCGAUGUAAAUCUUCGACCCCAUAACGGCGUGGGCAUGGUCAAAGAACGCCAUGUCGAAGAGCUCGUGAAGCGAACGCUACAGUGCAUAGUCCUGGGUGAUGAGACGCCGAGAACUAUGCUGCAAGCCACCCUUCAGGUUGUGGGUGUUCAGAGUGACGAGUCUUUGCCGGGCGGAAUCAAGGGAGGUGGCCAAGGCGAGUCGUAUCUCGAUAUCUUACCAUCUGCGAUCAAUGCUGCAAUUCUUGGUUGUGUCGAUGCAGGAGUACAGAUGAGAACCACCGUUGGAGCAGUACUCAUUGGGAUCGAUCGGGACGGUCAGUUGAUUGUCCACCCGAAUGUAACGCAGAGAAAGACAAGUACCAGCCUCCACGUUUUUGCCUUCACCAGUGACGGCCAAGUGGUGCUCAUGGAGAGCGAGGGCAACUUCAAAACGGGGGAUUGGAAACGCGCAGAAGAGGUUGCCAGGUCAGCGGUUCUGGGAACUUCGGAUAUCAACAAAUCCAAUAAUAUCAACAAACAAAACGGAGAUGUUUCCAUGGACGGCGGUGCAACCAGUAAGAGCUCGGUUGUCUCUGUGCUGGAUGUGAUCAGAAAAACUCUAGAAGAGAGAGUGAUUAAGGAUGGAAGAUGGCAACAGGACUGA